Molecule: messenger RNA, 2433 nt
Organism: Arachis stenosperma
Lineage: Eukaryota; Viridiplantae; Streptophyta; Magnoliopsida; Fabales; Fabaceae
Product: transcription factor bHLH78-like
Exons: 8
Coding region: 307-2043 (578 amino acids)
Biological process (GO): regulation of DNA-templated transcription
Cellular component (GO): nucleus
Molecular function (GO): DNA-binding transcription factor activity; protein dimerization activity
Source: RefSeq, a predicted model, not a curated record
UCUCUUUCCCAUCCCUUUUACUUCCCAAACACACUAUUUUCCUUUUUCACACCCAAACUCUCUCUCUCUCUCUCUCAUUGAUCUGAUCAUCACUUCAAUUGUCCCCUUCUUACCACAUUUGCUACCACUCCUUCUUCAAAAUUCUCUUUGUUUCUUCUCUAAUGUAAACAAAUCAUUUUAUCCUUCAAAUUUUAGAGACAUACAUAACUCUGUUCUGGUUUGAAGACUUUUGCUAAUUAUUAAAAAAGAAAAGAAAGAAAAGAAAAGAAAGAAUUGCUUCUUUGUCACCUGAUCUGGAAAGGAUUAAUGGAAAACCAAUUCUUUCUGAAUGGUGGCAUGUCCCAUCACCAGCACCAUCCAAUUCAUCAGUUUGAAACCGCUUCAAUGCAAACAACAUGGCGUCAUCAUUCGUCAUCAUCAUCAUCCAUGGAAAUUCAUCAACAAAAUAAUGUUGCAAAUUGCUCACCUGAGAAUAAUAAUCACCAAAACCAAGAUUCCUUCUACAACAACAACAACAACACCGAUCAUAACAACCUUCAAUUUGACUCCUCAGCUUUGAGCUCAAUGGUUUCAUCUCCAUCAACAGCAGCACCGAAUUUCAACAUGAUCCAAAACGACAACAGUUUCGUCAUAAGAGAACUCAUCGGAAAAUUAGGAACAAUUGGAGGAAGCUCCGCUGAGAUCUCGCCACAUUCUCAAACCGUCGCUCUUUACAACAACAAUAACACUACUCCUUCUUCCUCGUGUUAUAGCACGCCGUUGAACUCUCCUCCGAAGCUCAACAUGCCGAAACCGCCGCCACCGUCAUCAUCAAUGGCUCUGAAUUCAGCAACCGUCGCUGAAUUCUCAGCUGAUCCUGGUUUCGCUGAAAGAGCCGCCAAGUUCUCUUGCUUCGGAAGCAGAAGCUUCAAUGGAAGAACAACCACAACAACAACUACUACUACUUCUCCAUUAGUCAUGAUAAACAAUCACAACAACAACAAUGGCGCAGAGUUGACUCAUCAGAGAUCUAAUCCAAUUCAUCGAGUCUCGAGUAGUCCAUCGCUGAAAUCGCUCGGAUCUCAAAUGGAGAAGAUAUGUUCUUCUCCUUUGGAAAUGGCUGCGAAUUCUUCUCAAGAGGAAUCUACAAUUUCAGAGCAGAAUCCAAAUGUAGAAGGUGCUGCUUUGAAAAUCGCUUCUUCUUCUGACAUGAGUUCAAGGAAAAGGAAAGGUUCUUCCAGAGCAAAAGCCAAAGACUCUACCAAGGGAGGUGAAGGUAGUGAAGAGUCAAAUGCAAAGAGGAGCAAGGGAAAUGAAGGUGAAGGAAAUGAGAAUAAUGGGAGAGUGAAGGUGGAAGAAGAAUCCAAAGGAGAAGAGAAACAACAACAGAACAACAAGAGUAACAACUCAAAGCCUCCAGAGCCACCAAAGGACUACAUUCAUGUCAGAGCCAGAAGAGGCCAAGCCACUGACAGCCACAGUCUUGCAGAACGUGUAAGGAGAGAGAAAAUUAGUGAGAGAAUGAAGCUUCUCCAAGAUCUUGUACCAGGCUGCAAUAAGGUGACUGGCAAAGCACUUAUGCUUGAUGAAAUCAUAAACUAUGUUCAGUCAUUGCAGCGCCAAGUUGAGUUCCUGUCUAUGAAAUUGGCUUCUGUUAACACAAGAAUGGAUCUUAGCAUUGAGAACAUUGUUCCAAAAGAUAUAUUUCAAUCAAAUCAUUCAUUGGCACACCCAAUUUUCCCAAUAGAUUCGUCAGCAACACCCUUUUAUGGCCACCAAUCCCAGCAAAACCCAGUUAUCCACAAUAACAUUCCUAAUGGUUCUUUGCCCCACAAUUCAGUGGACCCAUUAGAUUCUGCUUUGUGCCAAACCCUUGGCAUGCAAUUACCUCAACUAAAUGCCUUUAAUGAAAUUGGAUCUCAGUAUCCAUUAACUUUCUGUGAGGAUGACCUCCACACCAUUGUUCAAAUGGGAUUUGGCCAAACUUCAAACAGGACAACACCAAUUCAUUCCCCAAGUUUCGACGGUUCAAAUCAAGUAUCACAAAUGAAAGUUGAGCUCUAAUCUCCAUUCAUUGCGCCUGAAUUCAAGCCCAGAGGAAUAGGAAGACUGCUGUAUGCAACUAAAGAGAUUUUUAUUUUCCAACAACCCCUGAAUUAUUAUUAAGCAAUUAUUAUCGCUAGGUCUAUUCAAUAGAACCCUUCUUCUUUUUUUUUUUUUUUUUGUCUUUAAGUUAGUUUGUUCCUUUUUCUUUCUUUUACCCUUUUCAAUGAUUUUUAAUUUCUAAUCAUCUGGGGCUUCUAUUUUUUUUUAAUAAUAUUUUUUUGUACAAUUAUUCACUGUAAAAUCCUAGGACCUGAUUCUGUAUUAUUCUCUGGUGCAAAAUUCUUAUUAUUAUUAUUUGGCACCAAAUUUGUAAGAUAUAGUGGCUAAUUAAAGAAAAUUUUUUUUCUA